AUGUUGGACGAAAUGCAACAAUUGGGUCUUCCUACUAGCUUUGGUUGUCCACAUAAACAAAAGUCAGUGAAUCCGAAGUCUGCAAAGUCUGAAGAUAUUUUAUUCGAUUGCUGUGACGAUGAGGAAGUGGACCAAUGGUUGCUAGUAUUUGCGAGCCGAUGUAAAGAUAAUACUGCACAAAGAAAACAGAGGAGUAUUGUGCGUCAUUGUCUGUCAGAUCUUGAUCUUGAAUCUGUUCGGUAUUCUGGAUCAUUAUUUAUGAGUUCAUCUGGAGAAUUAAAAAGUUUGAUCGAUCCAUACAUUUGUGCAGGUUCAGUUUUUUCAAGAAUGUGUUAUGUACUGGAGAUGGUUUGUGUGUUUACCAGUGAACAUAAUGGCAAUAAUAGUUAUCGCGUACUCAACUCAUGGGAACUGAAUCUGCCUCGUUGCUGGAAUUCGCCAACAUUCAACUUAGAGGCCCUUUUAUACAACUGUCGCUUCUUUUGGCGUUAUAAUCCACCUGUACCUAAAUUAGCAUGUGAGUCCAAACAGCUGAUGUGCAUUACCUUUGACCCUUCAAUGGAUAAAUAUUGGGCUCAGAGAUUUCGUCUAUUCUCUCGUUUUGAUUCUGGGAUUCAGGUCGAUUGUGAUUCAUUAUUCAGUGCUACUCCUGAAGUAAUUGCUGCUCACCAGGCCAAACGUAUAUAUCGAGUUUUUACGCCUUGGACAAAAGGAAGUUACACAGUCUUGGAUAUUUUCUGUGGUACUGGAUCAAAUGCUAUACAAUUCGCGUUACGUGGAUUUCGAGUGAUUGCGAUUGAAUCCGAUCCAAUUCGUAUUUCAAUGGCUGCAAAUAAUGCGGAAAUUUAUGGCGUUCGCCAUCUUAUUGAAUUUGUUUGUGAAGAUUAUUUUACUUGGGCAUGGAAGCAGAUUCAGUCAAAUUUCGUUUCUCAAUCUGGUUUGACCAACAAGGUUGGAUAUACUGCUGCUCUAAUGUCACCACCAUGGGGCGGACCUAGUUAUUUAGAAUAUGAAAGUUUUAACUUAUCAAGUAUAAAAUUUCAAAAUUCCAACACAAAUUUAUGGUGUGCUUUGUAUUUAGCUCUGGUGCUGACCAAUGGGAAUGUAGCGUUGUUUUUGCCUCGUAAUACAAAUAUGGCAGAUUUUCUGGAAAUUUCAGCCAAAUGUAUUAGAGAAAUUAAAAUGGAUUCGUUAGACAUUGAAUUCGAAUUGAACUUGAUUAAUUUCAAAAGCAAAGCUUUGACUGUUUAUUUUGGUACCUUGGCAAAUGCUAACAGAAGGACAACAGAUACAAAAUCUGAUCAUUCAGACGAAUCAGAUUACCUUAGUUAA
This is a messenger RNA of Schistosoma mattheei, 1332 nucleotides long. The record is from the annotation of a GenBank genome assembly. Lineage: Eukaryota; Metazoa; Platyhelminthes; Trematoda; Strigeidida; Schistosomatidae.